AUGGUGGAGAGAAGAAGGAAGCCAUUGGUGCUUUCUUCAACUAAAGCUCUGAUUAAUUCUGUAUUGAAAUCUCCAUCCAAAACUGAAGAAAUUGAUCAAACUGAACCUCUGCCGUCCGUCCAUAGUUCCUCCCCCACUCUGCAGUUAACGGCGGGAAUUCUUGGAUUCUGUAAGGGCGAGGAUGAGGUUUUACCCUCUCUUGAUGAUUCGGCAUUGGUUGGCCUCUCCACUUCUGUGCUGAAACAGUUAUCUAUCACUUCAGGCUCUCUGAUACUCAUCAAGAAUGGAGAUGGCAAUAUAAGUAGAAUUGGACAAGCAGUGGUUUUAGAUCCACCGAAUGCUGAUGAGAACUCCUCCAACAAUCCAUCGAUCUCUUCUCAUUCUCCUCGAAUAAUGCGGCUCUUACCAUCAUAUACCUAUCCUCAAAGUCAAUCUACACAUUUUGAUCCUCAAGUGGCAUAUUUAUCUCCCAUUCUAGCAUUCAAUCUAAAUUUACAUUUGUCAUGCUUGAAAUAUAUUUUGCACCGAGGGAAAGAGACUUUGUCAUCUUUGUUUGAAGUCAAUGUUGAUGGUGACGUAAGUGAAGAGGACAAUGAGCUGACUAUCAUUAGUCUAGGAAUUGAACCAUGGUCUCAGUUGCCAAAGUAUGCCUCACAUUUGAGGGUUUCUUUUGUAAAGAUUCCACAAUGCGGUACCCUUGAAACCCUUAAAAGCAGUUCAUCUAUUGAAGCGAAAGAUCGUCAAGACUUGAUAGAUUUCGCGUUGAACAACUACUUUGCUAUGGAUAGAUAUCUUGCCAGAGGCGAUCUCUUCAAUAUAUGCAUAAAAUGGAAUUGCAACUCAGAGCUAUGCAUCCCUUGCAGCCAAAAUAUGCAAAAUGGUGGCAGUGACAUAAUAUACUUCAAGGUUGCAUCUAUUGAACCAUCAGAGGAACUUGUUCUUAGAGUGAAUCGUAGUAAAACUGCUCUUGUGCUAGGAGGGAGUGUUCCUUCUGCUGUUCCCCCUGAUCUUUUAAUUCCUGGACCAAAAAAUUUCACACCUCUACAAGGGAACACAGUACAAGCUUUGGCCUCCAUACUUACACCAACUCUAUGCUCAUCAACACUUUCAUCAAAAUUCAGGGUUGCCAUCCUGUUAUAUGGUCUUCCUGGUUGUGGGAAGAGGACUGUGAUUAAACAUGUUGCUCGAAAGUUGGGCUUGCAUGUGGUUGAAUACAGUUGUCAUAAUCUAUUGGCAUCUUCUGAGAGAAAGACAUCUGCUGCAGUAGCUGAAGCCUUCAAUACAGCCCACAGAUACGCUCCUACAAUUCUUCUGCUUCGCCAUUUUGAUGUAUUCCGUAAUUUAGCAUCGCAAGAGGGUUCGCCACAAGAGCAAGUCGGUGUUAGCUCGGAAGUUGCAUCUGUCAUUAGGGAAUAUACUGAGCCAGUUCUCAAAGAUGAAGAUGAUGAUUUCGAAGAAAAAAUAUUUGGUGAUCCUCAAUUCAAAGUAGCUGAAAGGAUAAACAGGCACCCAGUAUUGUUAGUUGCAGCUGCAGACAGUUCUGAAGGCCUUCCACCAACUGUUAGGCGUUGCUUCAGUCAUGAAAUCAGUAUGGGACCUUUGACAGAAGAACAAAGGAUUCAACUGUUGUCCCAGUCUUUUCAAACUGUCUCUGAAUUGACUUCUUCAGAAGACCUUAUAAAAGACAUAGUUGGACAGACUUCAGGUUUCUUGGCCAGAGAUCUGCGUGCUCUAGUUGCUGAUGCUGGUGCAAAUUUAAUAUCUAGUACCAGUUUCCAGGAAGAGAAAUUUGGAUCUGUGGAAAAAAGCAAGUUUUCACUUGAUUCCAAUCCAGUGGAGAAUUGUGGGCCCACAGAAAAUGCACCUCGGAACCUGGGAAAAGAAGACAUUAUUAAAGCACUGGAAAGAUCGAAGAAACGAAAUGCAUCAGCUCUAGGUACUCCAAAGGUACCUAAUGUCAAAUGGGAAGACGUUGGUGGGCUUGAGGAUGUAAAGAAAUCAAUUCUGGAUACUGUUCAGCUUCCUCUCCUGCAUAAGGAUUUGUUCUCAUCUGGGUUGCGGAAGCGAUCAGGAGUUCUUCUUUAUGGUCCACCAGGAACAGGGAAAACAUUACUUGCAAAAGCUGUUGCUACAGAAUGCUCCCUGAAUUUUCUCAGCGUAAAAGGACCUGAAUUGAUCAAUAUGUACAUAGGAGAAUCGGAGAAAAACGUGCGAGAGAUUUUUCAGAAGGCCAGGUCAGCUCGUCCUUGUGUUAUAUUCUUUGAUGAACUUGAUUCUCUUGCUCCUGCCCGGGGUGCCUCUGGAGAUUCUGGGGGCGUCAUGGAUCGGGUGGUUUCUCAGAUGCUUGCAGAGAUCGAUGGCCUAAAUGACGCUACACAGGACUUGUUUAUAAUAGGAGCUAGCAACAGACCAGAUCUUAUCGACCCAGCACUUCUGAGGCCUGGCAGAUUUGAUAAGCUUCUCUAUGUUGGUGUUAAUUCUGAAGCAUCUUACCGGGAGAGGGUACUUGAAGCACUGACACGGAAGUUUAAAUUGCACAAGGACGUGUCAUUAUAUGAAAUAGCAAAGAAAUGCCCACCAAACUUUACUGGUGCUGACAUGUAUGCCUUGUGUGCAGAUGCUUGGUUUCAUGCUGCAAAACGUAAAGUAUUAGUUACUGAUUCAGAUUUAACGGCCUCGCACGAUCAGCCUGAUUCCAUUGUUGUUGAAUAUGAGGAUUUUUUGAAGGUCGUAGGAGAUCUAUCUCCUUCACUAUCAAUGGCGGAACUUAGGAAAUACGAAUUGCUGCGAGAGCAGUUACAAGGAACCUCAAGAUAA
This is a messenger RNA of Fraxinus pennsylvanica, 2817 nucleotides long. NCBI's taxonomy places the organism in Eukaryota, Viridiplantae, Streptophyta, Magnoliopsida, Lamiales, Oleaceae. The record is from the annotation of a GenBank genome assembly.